This is a messenger RNA of Dromiciops gliroides (monito del monte), 1221 nucleotides long. It is a transcript of the gene CMSS1, whose product is annotated as cms1 ribosomal small subunit homolog. Gene Ontology annotation, cellular component: 90S preribosome; nucleus. NCBI's taxonomy places the organism in Eukaryota, Metazoa, Chordata, Mammalia, Microbiotheria, Microbiotheriidae. Bases 166 to 1023 code for a protein of 285 amino acids. The record is from RefSeq and is a predicted model, not a curated record. The transcript has 10 exons.
AGGAGCUUCUGUUGGCAGCUGCGGGUGCUUGUAGAUUUCGGAUUCCGCGUGCUUGCGGCACCAGAGGAGGCGGCGGUAGCUGUGGUUGGGGAUCCCUGUAGCGGGAGAGACUGCGAUUGCAUUCCAAGGCGUCCACAGUCGCGGCGUGCACUGCCAGGAGAGGGGAUGGCUGACGAUCUGGGAGACGAGUGGUGGAAAUCGGAUGGGGUAGGAGCCGGCGGCGGCAGCAGCGCAGAUCCAUCAGAUAAUGAAGAAAAGGAAAAAGACACAAAUGUACUAGAAAUGAUGCAGCAGGAAUCAACCCCCAUACCUGCUUCACCCAAGAAAGACAUGCAGCCCAAAGAAUGUUUCCUGUUGCCCGCAAAAGAAAGAAAGAAGGGGCCACCAAGACCAAGAAAGACGAAAGGUACUAAAAUUUCGGAUGUUCUUGCAAAAUCAGAACCAAAGCCCGGAGUCCCAGAAGACCUGCAGAAGCUGGUUAUGGAUCAGUUGAGCAUCAAGCAUUCAGUGAUUGAAUUAGAAGAAUUGAAACUGCCAGAUUCCUGUUUCCUCCCAGCCAAUGAUCUGUCUCAUAGUCUUUCUUCAUAUCUAAAACAAAUCUGUCCCAAAUGGGCCAAACUUCGAAAGAACCACAAGGAGAAGAAGUCAUUGGUGAUGUUGAUAAUCUGUAGCUCUGCACUCCGAGCCUUGGAACUCAUUAGAUCAAUGACAGCAUUCAAAGGAGACUGCAAAGUGCUGAAGUUAUUUGCCAAACACAUAAAGAUUCAGGAGCAAGUAAAGUUGUUGGAGAAAGGUGUGGUACAUCUGGGAGUGGGAACACCUGGAAGGAUCAAAGCGCUCGUUCAUCAAGAUGUCCUUAACUUGAACUCCCUAAAGUAUCUGGUUUUUGAUUGGAACUGGAGAGAUCAGAAGCUGAGGAGACUGAUGGACAUUCCCGAGAUAAGAAAAGAAGUUCUUGAACUCCUGGAAAUGAGACUAAUAAGCCUGUGUAGAGCUGAUUCUUUGAAGCUGGGACUUUUUUAAUUUGCAAAUUCUAAUGAAGAUUCAAGUUUUGACAUAAGGAUAGAAUUUGCGUCUGUAUUUAGUGCGACCACAUACUGCCAAAUGAGUCACACACAAUGGAUGUUUGCCUUUUGGGAUGCUUUAGCAGGCCUGAAUCUUAAUGCCUUUUUUUUGCCAGCUUCCUUUUCUUUAAAAUAAAGUACAAGUUUGUGUCAUUUG